AUGAGCACAUCACUGUUCGUUUCUUGCUUUAUUCUGGCGGGGUCCAUCUUCAGUUCGCAUGAAGCAAGUGUAAAACGGCCACCAUAUAAUGCAACUGAGGCAUUCCUUACGAAUGGCACAUACUACAUGAAGUAUCGUAAUUACACCAAUGAUAAAUUAUUUGGCAACUACUCAUGUGUGUCAAGGUGGGGAGGAGAUGACAAACUGGAAGAGGAUCCCAUCAGAAUCAAAUAUAGGCUCGAAAAUUACAGGAGAGACCCAUUAAGUAAGCAGGAAGAUGUUAUCGUAGGCUUCUACGCAAAUCAAAGCAAUACUUUUUAUUAUACUGAAGAAUCCAAAAAACAACAAAAACGGAAACUCAUUUACAUGAACGUAUCGGAGCAGUGUCAAGUUACAAAAACAUAUAAUACAGGAAACGGAUCAGGCUGUACGCUGUGGAUGGGUGCUUUUAAAGUAGACAAUGAUCCUCCAACUCGCUGCGAAAAAGCCUACAAGAGGUGCGGGGGCGAAACGAAGCUACAGUACCACAAGAGUUGCAAGCACCUUAACAGUUGGCAACUACACGGGUCAUCAAAAUAA
Ixodes scapularis (black-legged tick) is the source of this 579-nucleotide messenger RNA. RefSeq lists its product as uncharacterized. Gene Ontology annotation, biological process: symbiont-mediated perturbation of host defenses. Lineage: Eukaryota; Metazoa; Arthropoda; Arachnida; Ixodida; Ixodidae. Bases 1 to 579 code for a protein of 192 amino acids. The transcript has 5 exons. Gene Ontology annotation, molecular function: amine binding. The record is from RefSeq and is a predicted model, not a curated record.